Messenger RNA from Linum tenue, 225 nucleotides. Lineage: Eukaryota; Viridiplantae; Streptophyta; Magnoliopsida; Malpighiales; Linaceae. The record is from the annotation of a GenBank genome assembly.
CUAGUAGCUACUGCAAAGAAGCUAGUCAAUCUCUUGUCGCACAAUACCGGACUCGCGGAAGUGAUGACCGCAAUUUCCAUACCUUUGAGAAAAUUUCUUGUGCAGCUAACACAAUUUUGGUUUCGUCUAACUCUUGAGUUCGACUAUCUAUCAAAUUAUAUGUGUGACUGGAAAGAAGUCCAAGAGAAGUUGCCUAUCCCGAGAAUUGAACAUGUGAAACUCACG